Messenger RNA from Camellia sinensis, 2493 nucleotides. Its product is annotated as 65-kDa microtubule-associated protein 3. Gene Ontology annotation, molecular function: microtubule binding. Gene Ontology annotation, biological process: microtubule cytoskeleton organization. Lineage: Eukaryota; Viridiplantae; Streptophyta; Magnoliopsida; Ericales; Theaceae. Gene Ontology annotation, cellular component: spindle; cytoplasm. The record is from RefSeq and is a predicted model, not a curated record.
GUUUCAUUCUCUCUCUCUCUCUCUCUCUCUCUCUCUCUCUUCUUUGGAAAUUCAAAUCCUCUUCAUUCACUCAACGCCCAACCAUUCUAAAAAAACCAUAACCCGUGCUCUCAACAGUCAAAUUCUCAAAAUGUUAAUCCUCCUGCUCCUCCUCUCAUCAAAUUCAUACCUAAUGCCCUCGAAAGAUAUCCAAUCUUUAUAUUCAAUUCCUCUCAUAAUUAAAUUCAUUGAUAGAAUCAAUUGAAGCAAUUGCCAGAUAACUUUAUAUAUUUUCAGGUAUAAUUGCUUUAAAAUGUCUAAGGUCCAAAACAAUCCAAUUUCGCAAGUGGAAACAACAUCUCUUCUAUAUGAACUCCAGAUAAUAUGGGAUGAAGUUGGGGAGUCUGAAGUUGAGAGGGAUAAAAUUUUGCUUGAGCUUGAACAAGAAAUUCUAGAAGUACACAGAAAAAAGGUAGAUCAGGCAAAUCGAAGUAGAGCUCAGUUAAGACAAGAAAUUGCUGAUUUUGAAGCAGAGCUCGCAGAUAUUUGCUCUGCAAUGGGGGAGAGACCGGUGCAUAUCAGGCAGUCUAAUCAAAGCCUUGGAAGCUUGAAGGAAGAGGUCAGAGCUAUUCUUCCACAACUAGAGGAGAUGCGGAAUAGGAAAUGUGACAGAAGGAAUCAACUUGUUGAGGUUCUAGAUCAAAUUCAGAAGUUGUCAAAUGAGAUAAAUAUGUCUUGUGAGUACAUUCCGCCAUGCAUAGUUGUAGACGAAACUGAUUUGUCUUUAAGAAAGCUUGAAGAAUUGCACAGAGAGCUUAUGGCACUUCAAAAGGAAAAGAGUGAUCGCUUGAAGCAUGUCUUGGACCUCCUGAAUACUUUGAACUCACUAUGCUUGGUCCUUGGUAUAGAUUUCAAGGAAACAGUUAAUGAGGUUCAUCAUAGUUUAGGUAAUAAUUCUGAAGGAACGACAAACAUAAGUAAUGAUACUAUUGAGCAGUUGGGAAUCGUAAUACAACGAUUGAGAAAGGUUAAAAUACAGAGGAUGCAACAGCUCCAAGAUCUUGCAACUUCCUUGUUGGAGCUUUGGAACUUGAUGGACACACCAAUUGAAGAGCAACAGAUGUUUCAGAACGUUACCCGUAACAUAGCUGCUUCAGAACACGAGAUAACGGAGCCCAACAUGCUUUCUUUGGACUCCAUCAAUAAUGUUGAGGCAGAAGUUUGUCGGCUGGAAGAGUUGAAAUCGAGCAAAAUGAAAGAACUUGUUUUGAAGAAAAGGUCAGAGCUAGAGGAGAUUUUUCGGAAUACACAUGUGAAUCCAGAAUCAAAUAGUGCAUUGGAAAUUGCUAUUGAAGCUAUUGAGUCAGGGACUGUGGACUCUGCUUUUGUCCUUGAACAAAUUGAGCUUCAAAUUGCUAAAGUGAAAGAGGAAGCCUUUAGUAGAAAAGAUAUACUUGAAAAGGUUGAGAAAUGGUUGGCUACAUGUGAGGAGGAAUGUUGGCUUGAUGAGUAUAACAUGGAUGAAAAUCGAUACAAUGCUGGAAGAGGUGCUCAUCUUACUUUAAAGCGUGCUCAGAAAGCUCGAGCUUUAGUUAACAAACUUCCAGGAAUGGUGGAGGCAUUGGUUUCGAAAACCACAUCAUGGGAAAGCGAGAGAGGCAUUGAGUUCACUUAUGAUGGUAUUCGUCUUCUUUCUAAGCUUGAAGAAUAUACCAUUUCACGACAAGAGAAAGAGCAAGAGCGCAAGAGGCAGAGGGACCAGAAGAAAUUUCAGGGGCAUUUAAUGGCAGAAUGUUCAAAACCAAGUAGUCCUAUGAAGCUCCAAGGUGGGAAAAAGGAUCUUAGAUUUUCACUGAGCAAUAAACGACUCACAGUUGGAGGAAAAUCUGAUCCUAAUACACCACGCCAAGCCAAGAAGAAUGAUCGUUUGCUCCCAAAUGACCAGUUAAAUCAACCCCAAGAUGAUGAAUCUGUAACUUCAUCAAAUGUAAACACUCAUGAAGUAGAGUCACCCAUGAAGCGAAAACCCUUCAUACUCAUCUCUUCCAAAGAAUCAUCUAAGUCUAACACAACAAAUGAAACAGAAGAUUGGACUAGAAAUCAAAAUGACACGUCACAAAAGAAUACACUUCGAAGCAACAAUACAAAAGAAGAAGAGAAUAUGACUCCUAAAGUAAUGCCAAGUACCGAGCCAAUUGAAGAGGUUUCAGAAGAUAUCGAAUACUCCUUUGAAGAAAGAAGAGCCGAUUUUGUACUUCCUAGAACACAUACAACAUCUAAAGACAAUAACACAAGUGCGAUUUAUCAAUGACUUAAGGUGAUCUUGAGUCUCAUAUUAGUGUCAUUGCAUUCUUUGUUCUUUUUAUUCUUCUGGGUUAUGUGAUUGGUGAGUCAAUUUUCAUUGGCUUCUCUAAUUUGUACAUACAUAGUUUAUGAGUUCUGAACAUGAGCUAACUUUCGUUUGUCAUAUUUUUUUGGGGAUCAAUGUGAGCUAUCUUCAAAUUUUGAUUUGAU